GGUUUAGUGCAAAGGUGGAACAGUACCCGUAUGAGGACUAUAUAUUCCGUAACAGGCCCGUAUCAGGCCCUCUUUUGAAAAGUGUGUGGGGGGGAUACUAGCUCCUGGCUCACCGCUGUUCCUUUUUACGAAUAAGUCGGUCAGGAAUACAUCAACAUGGCAUUUAAGGAUACUGGGAAAGCUCCUGUUGAAGCAGAGGUUGCAAUCCACCGCAUCAGAAUUACUCUGACAAGUCGUAAUGUCAAGUCCCUCGAGAAAGUGUGUGCCGACCUGAUCCGAGGUGCCAAGGAGAAGAACCUUAAAGUCAAGGGGCCUGUCCGUAUGCCAACCAAGACUCUGCGCAUCACAACCAGGAAGACUCCUUGUGGUGAAGGUUCCAAAACCUGGGACAGGUUCCAGAUGCGUAUCCACAAGCGUCUUAUUGACCUGCACAGCCCGUCUGAAAUCGUGAAGCAGAUUACUUCCAUCAGCAUUGAACCUGGAGUAGAAGUUGAGGUCACAAUUGCAGAUGCAUAAGUGUCCCUCUCUGUGCCACUGCAAUAAAUGAUUUGAAAUGA
This is a messenger RNA of Conger conger (European conger), 557 nucleotides long. It is a transcript of the gene rps20, whose product is annotated as ribosomal protein S20. Gene Ontology annotation, cellular component: cytosolic small ribosomal subunit; ribosome. Gene Ontology annotation, molecular function: structural constituent of ribosome; RNA binding. The transcript has 4 exons. Gene Ontology annotation, biological process: translation. NCBI's taxonomy places the organism in Eukaryota, Metazoa, Chordata, Actinopteri, Anguilliformes, Congridae. Bases 157 to 516 code for a protein of 119 amino acids. The record is from RefSeq and is a predicted model, not a curated record.